Molecule: messenger RNA, 1989 nt
Organism: Rattus norvegicus (Norway rat)
Lineage: Eukaryota; Metazoa; Chordata; Mammalia; Rodentia; Muridae
Gene: Cyp2c24
Product: cytochrome P450, family 2, subfamily c, polypeptide 24
Exons: 9
Coding region: 28-1500 (490 amino acids)
Cellular component (GO): endoplasmic reticulum membrane
Molecular function (GO): heme binding; iron ion binding; oxidoreductase activity, acting on paired donors, with incorporation or reduction of molecular oxygen
Source: RefSeq, marked validated
GAAUCUUCUUGAGAAGAGAAGGCUGUCAUGGAUCCAGUCCUGGUCCUGGUGCUCACUCUCUCCUGUCUGCUUCUUCUCUCACUGUGGAGACAGAGCUCUGGGAGAGGGAAGCUCCCUCCUGGCCCAACUCCUCUCCCAAUCAUUGGAAACAUCCUUCAGAUAGAUGUGAAGGACAUCAGCAAAUCCUUCACCAAUUUCUCAAAAAUUUAUGGCCCUGUGUUCACUCUGUACUUUGGUCCGAAGCCUACUGUGGUGGUACAUGGAUAUGAAGCAGUAAAGGAAGCCCUGGAUGAUCUUGGAGAGGAGUUUUCUGGGAGGGGUAGUUUCCCAAUUGUUGAAAGAAUGAAUAAUGGCCUUGGGGUCAUUUUCAGCAAUGGAACAAAAUGGAAGGAGCUUCGGCAUUUCUCACUUAUGACCUUGAGAAAUUUUGGGAUGGGGAAGAGGAGCAUCGAGGAUCGCAUUCAAGAGGAAGCCUCCUGUCUUGUGGAAGAGCUAAGAAAAACAAAUGGCUCACUCUGUGAUCCCACAUUCAUCCUGAGCUGUGCUCCCUCCAACGUGAUCUGCUCAGUUGUUUUCCAUAAUCGUUUUGAUUAUAAAGAUGAGAAUUUCCUUAACUUGAUGGAGAAACUCAAUGAAAACUUUAAAAUCUUGAACUCCCCAUGGAUGCAGGUUUGCAAUGCUCUCCCUGCCUUCAUCGAUUAUCUCCCAGGAAGCCAUAAUAGAGUAAUUAAAAAUUUUGCUGAAAUAAAAAGUUAUAUUUUGAGACGAGUGAAAGAACAUCAGGAAACACUGGACAUGGACAAUCCUCGGGACUUUAUUGACUGUUUCCUGAUCAAAAUGGAACAGGAAAAACACAAUCCCCGUACUGAGUUUACUAUUGAAAGCUUGAUGGCUACUGUAAGUGAUGUAUUUGUAGCUGGAUCAGAAACCACAAGCACUACCCUGAGAUAUGGACUCUUGCUCCUACUGAAACACACAGAGGUCACAGCUAAAGUCCAGGAAGAGAUUGAUCACGUGAUUGGCAGACACAGGAGGCCCUGCAUGCAGGACAGGACCCGCAUGCCCUACACAGAUGCGAUGGUGCACGAAAUCCAGAGAUAUAUUAACCUCAUCCCCAACAAUGUGCCCCAUGCAGCUACCUGUAAUGUUAGAUUCAGAAAUUAUGUAAUUCCCAAGGGCACGGACUUAGUAACAUCACUGACUUCUGUGCUACAUGAUGACAAAGAAUUUCCCAACCCAGAAGUAUUUGACCCAGGCCAUUUUCUGGAUGAGAAUGGGAACUUUAAGAAGAGUGACUACUUUAUGCCUUUCUCAACAGGAAAGCGAAUGUGCGUGGGAGAGGCCCUGGCUCGCAUGGAGCUGUUUUUGCUUCUGACCACCAUUGUACAGAAUUUUAACCUGAAAUCUUUUGUUGAUACAAAGGACAUUGACACUACUCCAAUGGCUAAUACCUUUGGCCGUGUACCACCUUCAUACCAGCUGUGCUUCAUUCCUCGUUAAAGCAGAGCACACUGGGCUGUUGCUAUGCUGGUGUCUGUGACUAAUCAGGGGCAAUCCAGUUUCCACUGUUAGGAACAUCUCUCUCAAUUCUCCUCUCACAUCUCUUCAUUCUCUCACAAUACAGUUAUCAUCCAUCUUUGUUUAAGAGGUUUUCCCAGAGUUAUCACGCAAAUCUAUCCUUUGUCUCCCACAGUCUAUAACACUUAUAUUGACUGUGAACUGUACUAAGACAUGUGCUGGGUUACUAAUAUGUUAUGGGUGUAAUACAGAAUAGUUCAACUGAGAGCCAUAUCUUCUUUGCUUGAUUCAAAAUAAAAGGAGUUAUUAACUGAAGAGUCAUUUUUCAGGCUUUUUCUUUUACACAUAAUACAUAUAAGGAGUGAAAAAGUAAGGUUAGUGUUAUAAUGCAUAAUGGGAUAUCAUCUUUUACCUAUUAGGAUGGGGAUUUGGAAAUUAAAAUGAAACUGAAAAUAAAAGAAUUGGUAAUAA